This is a messenger RNA of Leguminivora glycinivorella, 3805 nucleotides long. Its product is annotated as aminopeptidase N-like. The coding region runs from base 353 to 3775 and encodes 1140 amino acids. The record is from RefSeq and is a predicted model, not a curated record. Gene Ontology annotation, biological process: peptide catabolic process; proteolysis. NCBI's taxonomy places the organism in Eukaryota, Metazoa, Arthropoda, Insecta, Lepidoptera, Tortricidae. The transcript is spliced from 16 exons. Gene Ontology annotation, cellular component: cytoplasm. Gene Ontology annotation, molecular function: peptide binding; metalloaminopeptidase activity; zinc ion binding.
UGUCUUUAAAACCAGACAUUUACGGCAAGGUCGAAAUCGUCAUUGGUGUAGGUAGAAUUUCCUUUCCGCCAACGUUACCAGACCUAUGCCUCCCCUCCGCGGCCAACGGAUUUAAGCGUGAAGAGGAACGUUCGUAAGAAGUGCAACGGUUCAUUAUAAAAUUGCGUGAAACGUGAAAUACCGUGCGAGUUUUCAUAUUCGCGUAGAACGGGGUAUGCACCGCUUGUGACAUAAGGACGGUUCUAAAUUUGAAAUUUUAUUUUUUUAAGUUCCUUUUUAUAGUGUUUUGUGUUGCCUGCCAGUGUUUUUGAUGAAGCUGCCUUUUGGAAUAGUGGUUGAAUGAUUCGCCGCCAUGAGCCUGUCAAACAGCCGCAAUCAGUUCCUAGCCUUCGAAUCCCACAACCAAGACAACAUCCAAUAUGAAAGAAAGGGAGGCAUCUUCGUCACUACCUGUAUUUGCGUCUCUCUCAUAAUCUGUGCAUUCCUAGUCGCGAUCCUGGUCGGCGUAAUAGUGUACUUUAUUACAUACUUUAAGUUGUCACAAUCAGUCAGCACUGAUGACUUCUGGAAUGAAGCUGAACCAUUUGGUCACAGUGGACCACCGUCUCCCGACCUCCGCCUUCCCUCGGCCGUAGUCCCCAGCUUCUACCGCUUGAAACUGAGAACGGACCUUGACAAUGCAAACUUCAAAGGAGAAGUGUACAUAACUAUAAAAGCUAAGAGCAAUGUUAAGGAAAUCAUCAUACACUCAAAAGGUUUAAGCAUUAAUGAUAAAGCCAAGCUCACAGAACAAACUUACCAGGAAAUUCCGACGCUACACAGAAAGAAACGGGAAGAACCUGCAGAACCCGCUACUCCUGCUAAUGAGACUGUAUCAGAGAACCCUACAGCUGCUACCACUGUUGCGAAUACUCUAAAUGUAACGAUAAAAGAAGUUGAAGCUCAGAAACCUAACGAAACACUACAGUUAACCAAUGAAACCACACACAUAAAAUUAAACACAAAUGUAAAUGAAACUGUCAACGAUGCACCUGCAAACGAAACUACAACACCACCACCAGAGAUCCCGAUUCCUAACAACACCGUUUACAAUACGGUCAUUAACAUGAACACUCAUGUCACUCACAGCAGUGCGAGGAACAUACAGAUUUUGUCCAUCACACAAGGCUCCGGAGACAGACUGAUUAUAAAAUUGGCUUCAUCGCUGAAACCCGAUGUGGACUAUGUUUUGGAGCUGAACUUUGAAGGGAAGAUCUCAGAUGCGAUGACUGGCUUCUAUAAGAGCACUUAUACCAGCAGUGACGGCCAAACCAGGAGUCUAGGGGUGACACAAUUCGAGCCUACGUCAGCUCGUGCGGCGUUCCCGUGCUUCGACGAGCCGGCCUUUAAAGCGAUGUUUGAGAUCAGUAUAGCGCAUGCGAGCAAUUUGACAGCCCUGUCGAACAUGAAAGUUUCGUCGCAGGAAGAUAUUCCUGAUUCUCCCGGUUGGAAGUGGACACACUUCGAGCGUUCCGUGAAUAUGUCAACGUACCUCGUGGCCUACAUCGUCUCUGACUUCCAAUCCGUCGAAACCACUUAUCUUAGCAAGGACAACAUAACCAAGCCAGUCCGCAUCUGGACCCGUCCAGAGCUGAUCAACAAGGCGAGCUACGCGCUCACAAUCACGCCGAUAUUGUUAGAAUAUUACGAGGAGGUGUUUGGACUGCCUUACGUUUUGGACAAAUUGGAUCUGAUCGCCAUUCCGGACUUCUCGAGCGGAGCUAUGGAGAACUGGGGACUCAUUACAUUCAGAGAAACCACGCUCCUCUUCGACCCGGCCGCGAGCGGCCCGCGCGACAAACAGAACGUGGCCAUCGACGUCGCUCACGAACUCGCUCACCAGUGGUUCGGCAACCUGGUCACUAUGCGGUGGUGGACCGACCUGUGGCUCAACGAGGGCUUCGCCACCUACAUCGAGUAUGUGGGGGUUGAUCAUAUCGAACCCGGCUGGAACAUGUUCGAGUCCUUCUCAAUCGACAAGAUGGAUCUCCUACGCUCCGACUCUCUCAAGAACACCUCGCCCGUCUCCAGAAAGGUCAUUGACGCCUCCGAGAUCUCGCAGAAAUUCGACGAGAUCUCCUAUACUAAAGGAGCUAAUCUUAUAAGGAUGUUGAACCAUACAGUGUCUGAAGAAUUGUUCCAUAAAGGGCUGAUGAUCUACUUAAAUCAAUGGACUUACACAAACGCGGAAGAGAACGACCUCUGGGCAGCGAUGUCGACAGCGGUCAAAUCCGACCCGAAUCUGGGACAGCUGUCCGUCGUGGACUUCAUGAACUCGUGGACCCGCCAAGCGGGAUACCCGGUCGUCAAUGUGAACAGGAACUAUGAGACGGGCGAUGUCAUGUUCGAACAGAAACUAUUCACAAGCUCAGAUGACCCGUACCAAGCCAUGCUCGACCAACUUUGGCACAUCCCUAUUAGCUACACGACGUCAGCUCAGGCCAGUCAGUCGGCCAAGCCACAAUUGUGGCUGAAAGAGCGCUCAGUCAUCGCCCACCUGUCUGUCAACAAUACGGAGGCGCUGUAUGUCAACGUUAAUGCUAUUGGCUACUACCGAGUCAACUACGACACCAAGAACUGGGAGCUCCUCGGCGCAGCCCUAAAAUCCGGCCACUUCAAGUCGCCAAUCACGAAAGCGCAGCUCAUAGAUGACGCGUUCAACUUGGCCAAGUUCUCCCAUAUGAAUUACAGCCAAGCGCUAGGGUUGACAACCUGCGUUAUAGAAGGCGAAGAUUCCAAAGUUGUGUGGGAACUGCUACUUAAUAAUAUGGGAUUUAUCAAAUAUAAUAUUAGGAGCUCUUCUGGAUAUGUGUAUUUCCAGGACUACAUGAAAAUCCUGCUCCAAAAGCAGCUCGAACGCCUCAACUUCGGUUUGAGCAAGCCCAAGGAUGACAACGAAGCGUUCCUGAUAGAGAGCCUCGUGAUGUGGGAGUGCGAGACGGAAGCCCCGCGCUGCCUCCAGUGGGCCCAGGACCAGUUCACCAACUGGUCCACUCAGGGGGACCUCAGUAACAACACCAUACCGGUCUACCUCCGUUCGCUAGUUUACAACAUGGCCAUAAAGAAGGGCGGUCGUCGCGCUUUCGAGUUCUUCUGGGACGCCUUCCAAAACGCCACGGAUCCUAACGUGAAGACCCUAAUUAUAAACAACCUGCCGUCCACUAGAGAUCCGGCUUUGAUCACACUACUCCUCGAAAGAAGUCUAAACGAGCUCCCCAACCAAUACGCGUCCACCGUAUGGGGCGUGGAACCCACCGUAGGAACCAGGAUCGCCCAAGACUUCUUGAUAAAGAACUUCGACGCCAUCUACAACAAGUUCACAAGCAUGGAUGAGUUCACGUUCCCGAGCAUACUGAGCGGCGCCUUCGGGUUUAUUACAAGUGAAGAUGAACUUAAUAAGUUAAAAUCAUUCGCGCUGCAACAUAAAGACAAGCUGAUGCCGGUAUCCCAGACGUUACAGAAAAUGAUGGACACCGCAAAACUAAGGAUCGAGUGGAUGAAACGACACGCGCCAACUGUCAAUGCAUGGUUCAAGGACUUUGUCACUAAUCACAAUAAGUCACAAGCAUCAGAAACGCCAAUAACGACCACGACAACGGCACCCAGUGCUGAAAACGCAACGCAAACCAGUAUCGGUAACGAUAUCGUUACCGCCAACAAUACCGGUAACGUACAGCAAAACGGUACCACUUUAGCGCCUGAAGCUAACAGCACCACAGCUGAGCCAGAGAUCUAAUAUAAAUAAAAUUAAAAUGUCACAAUCCAA